AUGAUGAAACCGAUCCUGGCAGGGGAGCGGGUGAUCGGUCUUAAAAUUCGGGACGCGGAGCAUGAUGAGGCGCUGGCCCUGAGACUCGCCCACGUGCUGUUACGCGAGGCCCUCAUCAAGAGCCCGCCGCCUGAAGGUACUAGGCGAUUGGUGCAUAUUCGGUUUGUUUCGGCCGGAAAUCGAAGGCUGAACAGUUCUGCGGAUGGGGGCAUUAAUGACUACCGCGUUUCUCUGUUCAUCAAGGCGUUCAAGCAGCUCGACCGGAAGACUAUUCGGAAUGCGGUGUUGAUCAUUGGGGAGCUGAUGUCCGGCAUCGCCGUCGUGAUCGGCCAAAACUUUGGCGGACCCGAGAAUUGGCCACUUCAUGCGGAUUUUGAG
Messenger RNA from Mesorhabditis spiculigera, 378 nucleotides. The record is from the annotation of a GenBank genome assembly. NCBI's taxonomy places the organism in Eukaryota, Metazoa, Nematoda, Chromadorea, Rhabditida, Rhabditidae.